AAGAACAAGGUGCCUGUGUGAGCUGUGGGUGGUGAUAUCUGUGGCCUUUGGUGACCACGUAGUUGUAGAAAAAUUUGCUAGACUCAUCUUCACGUGUGAACGCAACGAAAUGCUCGGGCAUGUCACCAAGGCCAUGGGCAUUCUAUGCGGCAGCGUGGCUGCCGUCUCGCUAUACUGCGAAGAAUCCAAGAAACGCCAAGUGCAUGCUUCGUGGACGACCGAUUUCCAGCCCUCUUCUCACUGGGACUUCAACUGGGACAGGCGGGACGCCGAGCAUUGCGCAAGGCCUCCGGCUGACUCCUCGGAAGAAGAGAAGCGUCGUUAUGACGAAGAAGUGCAGAAAGCGAAGGCGACUGCAACGCGAUAUUUGUACCUAAUUCGACAUGGAGACUUCACAUUUUACGAGGAGCCGGACAGGGAUCGCACGCUCACAGAACUUGGCCGCAAGCAGGCAGACUUGACCGGCCAGCGGCUCAAGCAGUUGGGCAUCCCUUUCUGCCAGCUGACCCACUCGACCAUGACGCGUGCAGUCGAAACGGCCGAACUGAUCCACCGGCACCUGCCACGGCUCCCGCGCUUUCAGUGCGAUCUCAUCCGUGAAGGGGAACCCAUGCCUCCCGAACCACCGUUUGGAAUAUGGAAGCCGCAAUCCAAGGUACUAGAUAUCUUCCUGACCGAUGGUUCCCGCAUAGAGGCCGGCUUCCGCAAGUACUUCCACCGCGCUUCGCCCAGCCAGAAGCAAGACUCCCACGAGAUCAUCGUCUGCCACGCCAACGUCAUACGAUACUGCAUAUGCAGGGCCCUGCAGAUUCAACCUGAAGCCUGGUCCCGCAUGAGCCUGACCAACUGCAGCAUUUCGGUGGUGAAGAUCGCCCCCUCAGGACGGGUGACCCUGCGCUCCCUGGGCGACCACGGCCACCUGCCCGUGGGGUUCAUCACGGCCGGCUAG
This is a messenger RNA of Dermacentor silvarum, 949 nucleotides long. Its product is annotated as serine/threonine-protein phosphatase Pgam5, mitochondrial. Gene Ontology annotation, biological process: positive regulation of mitochondrial fission. The transcript is spliced from 5 exons. Bases 110 to 949 code for a protein of 279 amino acids. Gene Ontology annotation, cellular component: mitochondrion. The record is from RefSeq and is a predicted model, not a curated record. Lineage: Eukaryota; Metazoa; Arthropoda; Arachnida; Ixodida; Ixodidae.